CACACUGACCCUCCGCCGCGCAGCAGACCUGAGUAGCCGAUGCAUGAUGACCUCAGGAGGAGUUAAUCGUUUCGGAGGCCACGAUCCUUCUGGUAGCUAUCCGAGCAGUAAGAAGGAUUAUUCACCAUCGCUCAUUUACCAGAUAAAGCCAAAUGGGACACAUUAUUUACGAAUACCCAUAUAUAUGUGUGUUUGUAUUUUCCUGUAGUUCUGUGUCUUCCAGAUGCCAAAACAUGACCUGCAUUUCGGCAGUUUCGUCAUCUGUCUAAAGGUGGCGCCAACGUUCCACUUGUAGCUUUUGCUUGUGUUCAAGAAUGAACUGUUUUUUAUCUAAGCAGUGAUGAAACGUUUUAAAUGUUCUGUCCUGAGCUGAAACAAUAUAUUUACUAAUCAAUAAGUCGAAAAUACAAAAAUAAAAAUAAUAACUUUUGGGGGGAUUACGUGAUGGUGUACAUGGUGUAUAUACGCAAACCACUUAAUUGAGAAAAUACAUUUAAGGUUAAUAUAUAAUGAAAAUAAUAACCCAUAGCAGUUGUAGUUUUGUCAUAAGUAAGGGCUCAACAAAUAUAUCUGACAUCACAACUAAGAUUCAACAACAAUGAACAGGAUAUGGAAGCAGUAAAAAAUAAUUCAUACGUAAUUGUAGCUGUUUAAUAUUUGUCUUUUUUACGUUGAAGUGGGUUGUUCUACCAAGUUUUAAAGAUGAUCUAAAGACAAUUUAGUUGCAAAUAUAAAACAUGUCCCCCUGAGCAGGAGUUGACAUUUUAUCAUUCAUUGUAAUAAACAGUCAGUAUAAGAGCUUCAGUCCUGCUGAGGGCCUUUUUCCGGAUAGGAAAUAUCCUAUUCCAUAAUAGGAUCGAUUUUUCAGGCCUUUAGAUGAAGACUCGGCCGUAAUGCAGAUCAGACCCUUGACCUUUGAAUUGCAGGAACAGGUCCUCGAUGAUCACUUACUGUCAGAUCUUAUACUGCAGUUAUGUGGCUCAGAGAGACUCGCUAUUUUGGAUCUCACUAAUCCAAACAGAUCAGCGUGUGACCUAGUGAUUAAAGGUUAGGCAAUCAACGCAAACAACUUGAACUGAGUACAAAUUGGGAUGUGCUUCUAAUUAUACUGAGUAUAAUAUACAGCGUAUAGUUUUAAAAACACAGCCAGUGCCAAACAUGCUGUAUCAGUUUAAUGCAGCUUUAUUUUUAUGAUUGUGUGCGCUUUACACACACACUAAUACACGAUGUGUUGGAACUUCUAUAUUCUACACCUACACCGUCCGUCGGUCAAUCCCAACCAGACAGUGUCCAUCUCACGGCACAGUGCACAUGUGAGCGGGAGCCAUCUGCCACUUCUAGUUCGUCAGUGGUCGUUGAAUCUUGGCACAGUGUCCGGUAACUGCAACAUAUAGUGACACAGCUCUCACCCCAUAAUGCAAUUAAAACAUUAGCCCCUGAAUAAAAGUCUACAACUGCUACAGACGUUUUGGGUUACGCUUUUGGCCUCGAGUGAGCUCUGUCACAAGGCGGCGGUGUUUAAGCCACUACGCUCACGUUUUCUUUCUCGCAUUCCCCGGGACGUCAUUCAACAUGUGGCAAAACCAAUUGGCCGCAUGUGUUCUGAAAUGUGACGGCGGAUUUCCACGACCCGCUGUGAUGUAAAAGUGCUCUCUUAAGACCCAGUCUCCUGCCUCCCGCUGUCAGCAAGUGCACCUUAAUCCCUAUUAGGACAAGACUUCUCAAAUCUGAUUAUCACGGCUGCUAGCAAACGAGAAGGAGCCACAGCCACCUGUGGGAUCUGUUAGGAGCUGCAAAGAUCUGCUUGUAAAAGGUCCCUUUGAGAGUGUGUUUCUCUUUUGUAACCUUCCCUGCUUCGCAUUUGUAUCCAGACGGAGGGCAUAUAUUUGCUAUGUUAUAAAGCUCUCAGUUGAGCAAAUACAAUUGAAGCUGUAUUCUUUCAGGAAAAAAUGAAAUUGCCAUCAAUUUGUGAUUGAAUGUCAUUGUGAUAAAAGUUCAGGCUUCUGUUUGCCCGCGUUUACUUCAUUGUUAUUUUGAUAUGCUGAUUAAGUGUGAGCAAAGAUUAAGCAAAUUGGUCGUGAUGCCACAUGUCCCAAAAUAGCCCUCGAGCAGAACUGAGAGGCUUUGACCGGCGCUCUGAGGAAUAACCGAGGAACUCUUUCCGGUAUUUUUGCCGUUACAAAUACGGUGAAAUGUGAGAUAUACGGUAAGUGUUGUUGAUUUAAUAUCUGUUGACAUGUUUGCUCAUUUCCUAAGUAUCUACAGGGUGUAACUGGUUAAGUUGUUUCCGUGUAUGACAUCUUUCUAAAUCGGUGUCUACAUCUAGGCUUGUUGUGUUGUUCACAGUAAGAAUCUUACUAAUAAUAACGUAGACCCGUUAUAAAAAAAUAUUUUUUCCACAUACUGACUCUUCUUAGUAUAAUACAAGUUAUGGAACGUUUAAAAAGAAUUAACUGAUCUGUACUAAAAAGUGUUUGAUCUACAAAUAAUGCUACCGUGCUGUAUUUAUUCUACUGGUACACAAUACACUUUACGGCAGGUUUUUUAUUCUUUGAAACCAUCAGUUUUUGACUGUAUCUUGGCAUUCUCAUCAACUCUGUUUUCCAAAUCAACACAAUUUGUUGACAGGACUCCAAGGAAAGAUUGAAUGAUUAGUAUUGUGUCUGAGCAGCUAUUCUAGGGCCCUCUAGGGCUCCCUUAAAGGACAAUAAACUUGUGUCUACAGUCUGCAACAAGCAGUAACUCUAACCUUUGAAAAGAGCUGCACAAUAUUUCUACUCUGCACCACGUAAAAACAAAGCUGAUUUGGAUUCUGCGAUUACGCUUCUUUUCAAUCUUAAUAAGUAAAAGUGUUUCAAAGUGUUGCAUAAGGAAAAUCAGAAAAUACACCGUAAUACUCAUGAUGCCUUGAUUAAAUAGAGAGAAACCAGAGUAACGUACAACCUGGACUAACUUUAAGUCGAUCACGGUUGUUGUUGUUGUUUACUAUGCAAAGAGGCUCGAGGCCCUCAAAUCUGCAUGAUACACAAAACCGUAUCUUUCUUUGUAGGCACCAACACAAAGCAUGGGCGACACAGCGGUCCAGGAGCCACCCGGCCAUGAAUCGUCCUCGGGCAGCGGACAGACGGUACCUUCCCGACCCUUACAGCCGAUCUCUGAUCCCUCCGCUCCCAGAAGAGUGUGCUUCUACAAGAGCGGGGACUACAAAUUCAGUGGACAUCGCAUGGUCAUCAAUGCUCGCACCUUCAAGACGUUUGACGCUCUUCUGGAUGCUCUGGCCAAGAAAGUGCCUCUGCCGUUUGGAGUGAGGACCAUCACCACACCUCGCGGGGUCAACCUGAUCAGGGCUUUAGACGACUUGCACGACGGCGGGUCGUACGUCUGUUCCGAUGGCAAACGGGUGAAGCCACUGAACCUGGAUGAGGUGAACCGGCGGCAGGUGCCGUGGAACGGCACCAGACCCCUCAGCGCACGGCGGCGAAGGCAACAAGCACCCAAGCUUGGUCCGAUUGGCGGGAAGAGCGAGGUCAUCCCCAGCAGGCAAGCAAAGAUCACGGAGAGGGGCGCGGUGCGGACCCCGAAGAGGCUCGUGGUCAUCAGGAAUCGGGAUCCCACUGUGAAACGCACAAUCGUGCUCCACAGGAGAAUAGCCCCAACAUUUGAUGCUUUGCUGGAUUACCUGUCCCAGAUCCUGCAGUUCUCAGUGCUGAAACUGUUCUCAAUGGACGGCAGAAGAAUCGACGGCCUCGCAGCACUCAUCCUGUGCUCCGGAGUCGUCGUGGCAGCGGGCAGUGAGCCAUUCAGACUCGGAACCUACAGUUUCCACGCGGCAAGCCAGAUGGCACAAGUGAUGUACACAGAGGCCGUGGAACCACCCACGUUGCAGCCCGCAACCCAGAACAACAAAUCUCUAUCGAGUGGAAGAGGCUCCAGGAAUUUUUCCUUAUCGUCAGAGAGAUACAUUGUCGACCAGAUAAAGAAGUCUAGAAACGGAACCACCGACAGACGCCUGCAUCACCACGGCACAUCGCUUGAGACGGAAGCCAACCGCGGCCACGCGGCCUCGGACGCCGGGAAGGGAGACCACGAGCACCGCGUUUGCGCCGUGCCCCGAGACGAUGACAUCGAAAAGUCUUUCUGCGUGAACCAAGACGGCAGCAUGACGGUGGAGAUGAAAGUCCGCCUGACCGUCAAAGAGGAGGAGAUGCUGCACUGGACCACCACGCUCAGCCGCUCCGGCCUCGGCAAGGGGACAGUUUGUGCCUCCGUCUCCGAGUCGGGCAACAGCUCACCUGAGUCGAACAACGCCGCUGCCAAACACUCUUCCGGCGGCAGUGAGGACGAGACGAGGGGGGAGAACCGUCCCGCGGGACCUGGAAAGGGUGUGGACUUUCACGCCCAGCCGGCAAAUCAGGGCUACGCAAAAACUGGUUCAAAACGCGCACCCACGCCGGGCCCUCGCCGCGUUACGAAGAAGGCGUCCGUCGAGAGCGUGAAGACGAUGACAGAGUCAGGGGUUCAGGAGAGCACCCUGGGGCGUUAUUCCUACACGGAGAGGACGGCUGACGGCGAGCAGACUGAGGGAUACUGCGUCGUCAAGAAAAGCCGCAGCAGCGGCAACAAGCCCGUCCCCAAAACGAGGAUAAUGGCGUCGGCGGGGCCCCGCUCGUCCGCCAGGUCGUCAGCAGUGGGUGAGGUUCUUCAGAUUCAGAAAAACGGGAUGGAGGUGACAGAAACUGUGAUGCAUAUUUACGAGAGUCAAGGUUGCUACGACAACUAUUCUGCGAACGAGGAAUACAGCGCGGAGAGCGGGACCGUGAACCGCUCCACCUCAGUGCCGGGAAGCAAACCGUCCACCGAGUCAGGGCAACGUUCGUCCGGCAACGAUUGCGAUAUAGACUUGAGCUGGCAGCCGCCCACCACUCACUCACAGGAAAGGCAGAAAGAGGAGAUGUUAUCGUUGUCUUCAGAGCCCGUGACUCCGUCAGAUGAGAUUAGGGCAACAAACUCCCAAAUACAGGAGACGGUAGAAAAAGACAAAACUCCUAAAAGUGAGACUAAGAAAAGGACGAUUAAAGCAGCUCGGAAUAAGGAGGGUUUAAGUUCAACGAGCAGCUCAGAUAAAAAGCAAAAACAAAGCAGAGUUAGCCCCCCAAAAAACAGCAAAGAUUCAUCCACAGACAAGCUCAGCAGCAAUGCCAGUGUGGAAAAAAAGACUUUAAGUUCAUCGGAAAGUGCUAAAAGCGGUCAAAAGAGUAGAGGAGAGGAAAGGCCUCACAUUAAGAAAGGAAAAAAGGAUGAAAACGUGCCGAGGAAAGAACCUGCCUUAUUGAAUGUGGGGAGGAGCCCACCUAAGAGACUAAACAUGGGUAAACCAGCUGCUAAAGAUAAUGGCCACAACGUAAACACUCCGACUGGGAGGCCUCAGAUGAAGAAGAACUUGUCAGACAUUUUACAACCCAAGAAAUCCCUUUUGCCGGGCAAAAAGACAAUUAGCCGGCCCAAGUCCAUGACUGAGAGCAGAAUACCGUCACCCAAAACCUCUUUACCGUUCCCAGAGGGCUCGAUGCCUUCUCUCAAUCCUUCCCCCUCUGAAGUCCACCAAUAUGUCGAGAACUGGCUGGACAAAGUCAGCCCAGUGCCGUACAGCGCGGAGGCCGUCGCCGACAAAUCACAGCCUCCGACGAAGGUUGUCUUUAAGAUCGGCGACGAUUCCGAAUCGGAAGAAAAGAUUGAAUCCCCGACUCGUCCGGAUGAGGCGCAUCUAUCCCCCGGCGAUGCCGUCAAGAAAUCAGCUUCACUAGCCGACUGCUGUGGAGCUUCAGCUUUGCCGCACGGCGAGCAGCACGGGAGAGGUCUGUGCGUGUCGAUGCCGAGUGUCAGAGUCGACCCGGCGCCACAGGAGGACGGACUGAGGCCACACAGUUCUGCGGAGGCCAUUGGUCCGGCCGGCGGCGGGUCGGCUUCGUCUACACCCAAACCUUUGCAUCCAAAAGCAAACAGUGGACAUGUCCUGCAUGACCUAUAUGCAUCUAUCCACUGCAUCAGAAGUGCGUGUGAAGACGAAACAACAUCCAGCCUUGAGAAGUCCAACAGCCUUCCUAAUAUCUCAACGCAAGUGGCGUCGGUGUUCGGCUCGUCGUGCAAAGCCUUCGCGUCGUUCUUAUCAGUGAUGACCCUGCGUGAUAACCUAACCACGCCGGCGCUGGGAGACGGCAUCGAGGACGAGGCCCUGCUGACGCUGGAGUCCCUGCAGAGAAUUUCUGCCAUCGAGGACGAGGAAGAGCUGAGGGCCAGUUUGACGGAUCUGCGGAGCAGAGCGUCUUCUGGGUUCAAAGAGCGCUGGAGCGAUUUCCAGAUUCUGAGAGAAAGGCUCGAAAGUGAGCCGCUGUCGCCAAAAUUUUCGGAAACAGAAUUCGCCCUGGACGUUGUCUCCGAAGGGGGCGAUGCAUCUGAGAAUAUCGAGGAGCUGAUGGAUGAGCUGAAUAUGCCGCAAGACCUCCGGGCAGAGAUUUCUUCAGCGAUCCAACAAGCUAAGAGUUUCUACCCCGUGGAGGAGAGCACUUUUGUAGAAAACGAAAGAAACCCGUCGGACUCAGAGGACGACUUGGAGCAAUUUGUUGAAUGCAACAAUGAAAGAAAACACUCACCGCAGCCUGAAACUGCCUUCGUAGCCGAGGACAUCGAUUCAACCAAACGGGGUAAUGACAACGGAGAGAUAUAUCAAUUAGAGAUACGGCAGCCGAUGUAUUCUGAGUCAGAACAGGAACACGAUAAAGAACCAGAAAUAUCAGACAGAGAUGAGACCUUAACGGACAGAGAAAAUGACAAGGAAGACGAGGAACUAGUUAAAGGAAGGAAGGAAGAGGAAGGAGCAGAGGAGGAAGAUGGGGAGAAACUAGAAGAAGCAGAGAAGGUUUCAAUGAAUGAAGAAGUUCAAGGAGCAAGAGAGGAUGACAGUGUUGAAGAGACAGAUGAGAGAGAGGGAAAUGAUUACACAGAGGAAGAGGAGGAUGAGGGGGUGGAUGUGAAGAGACUAGGUGAUGAGACUGAAGAAGAGGCAGGUGAGGUAUCCGAUGAAGGAAGGGAGGAAGAAAAUAUCAUUGAAGAAGUGAAGGAGGAGGACGAUGCAGGUGAGUCUAGGGGAGAGACAGGUGAAGGAGAGGAAGUAGAAAAUAUUAUUAAAGAAGUGGACGCGGAAGAGGAAGCAGAUGAGUCUAUGGGGGAGACAGAUGGAGAGGGUGUGGGAAAUAUUGAAGAAUCAGAGGAGGAGGAGGAGGAGGAGGAGGAGGAAGCAGAUGAUUUUGCUGAAGAUGUUGAGAAGGAGGCAGAGGAAGAUUUUGAGGGUGUUGAGAAGGACAAUAAUCAGGAAGAGGAAAUGACUGAAGUUAUUGAGGAAAAGGGCGAGGAAGAAGAUGUAGGAAAUUUAAUUAACGAGAUUGAGGAGGAGGAAGAAGAGGAGGAAGAGGAGGAGGAGGUGGAGGAGGAGGAGGAAACAGAAGCCCUGACCGAGAAACCUGUAGAGGGUGACGUUAUUGAGGAAAAGGGCGAGGAAGAAGAUGUAGGAAAUAUAAUUAACGAGAUUGAGGACGAGGAAGAGGAGGAGGAGGAGGAGGAGGAAACAGAAGCCCUGACCGAGAAACCUGUAGAUGGUGACGUUAUUGAGGAGAAAGACGAGGAAGAGGACAAAACUGAGGUGGCAAGUGAGGAAAUUGAUGAGGAGCAAGAGGAGAGGGAACAAGAGUUAGUGGAGGACGGUGAGGAUGUUGAUGUUGUCAAAAAUAUAAAAGAGCAGGUGGUUACAGAUGAGGAGGAUGAAGAAGAUGAAAUUGACAAGAAUAUGGAAGAGGAAGAAAAGUGGGACGAGGGUGAGGAGAGUGGGAAAGAGCUGCAGGAAACAGUAAACAGUCUUGAGGAUGAAUCGGAAGGGGAGAAGGAAGCAGAAGCAGAUAUGGAAGCAGAGCAGAUGUCAGAUGAGAAGGAGAGUGAAGAUGAUGAAGAAAGGGAAAGUAAGGACUUCAACGGAGGGUCAAACCGGACGGAAGAGCAAGAAUCAAAGGACGAGUUGGAGGGAGAAAAGGCUUCUGACGAUGCCGACAGCAUGGCCGGCGGUACGGACCGCAAGAACCUGCUGGAGGAGGCUUCGUAUCUGCUCCGGCACAGCAGCUGCGAUGAAGCCAACGCAGAUGCGAAGGUCGCCGACCCUGACUCACCAACCCAACACUCCCCCGAGUGUCAGUGUGAGGACGACAAGGGCAACGGGACGGACUCUGUAAACGAAUUUCAAACAGACGAGGGAGGGGAGCCUGACGGGGGAGGAAGCGGCACUCCACAACAUCCUGUGGAAAUAUCACAGGAACUGCUUGACUUUGUUAACUCUGCCCUGCAGUCCUCUUCACUCAUAUUCACGUAUGACGCUCGGGGGAACGUCAGGUUAGAGACGGACAGUAAGCGGGUUACGCAGAAUAAGCAACCUGCUAUUCCUAAAAGCAGAAAGGAUGUUUCCUACGGUUUAAAGCGCCUGCCGAGCCCCAGCAGCUCGGGUUUGUCCGAUUACAGGCCAGAAACGUCGGAGAGCGGUGGGUAUAAAACUCAGGAGUCUGUGGACGUGGUCACGGACAGCGGAGAGGAGGCUCCGGUCUGCAGACAAAAGCCCGUCAUCCCCGUCGGGAGGACAAAUGCGGAGCAAGCCGCCUCCGAACCGUCGGAAACAAGCAACGCAGUCCCGCAAGAUUCCAGACACAAAAGUGGAGGGAGGUUUUGUUCUCGCGGCUCGGCCACCGAAGCCUCCAAGGAGGAUCUGUCUUAUUUCAGUGCUGGCAGCUCCCAGAAGGCCGACACCGAACCGGCCACCGAGGCCACGCGGCGCGUUUCCGUCACCCCAGAAAAAGACUCGGCUGACGGGGUGUUGAUCGACCGAGGUCGAUGGCUGCUCAAGGAGAAUCACCUCAUUAGAAAAUCUCCUCCAGUGUCCGCGGGAAUGUACGGCCAAUUAGACAGCACAUCUGGAGAUACGGGUCAGGACAACACCAGCCAGGAGUCCCCGUCUCACCGCGUCACCCAGAACAACCCUCUCGCAGCCAUAUCCUCUUCAGACCUCGAGGAGAUGGCAAAACCUCCAACUCCAAAGUGCACCUACUAUAACAUGCCACAUGGAAGCGAUUCGGACCCCUUUUCUGAUGAUGCCAGCGUCAAAAGCGGUAAAAGGGACGCAAGCAGUCUCCGAGGGAAAGGCUUCAGGGUGUCGCCUACUAUUGAUACGUCCAAAACCGGCGCAUACAAAAAUGGUAGCAUGUCUUCCUUUGCAUCAGUGGAGUUUAAAAUACCAGAUAGAAAAGUGCAUCCUGAGGGGGAGUCCUCAGCUGUGACAAGAUGGACACCUGGUGGAGGACGGCGUGUCCUGCAAGCACAAGACUCCCGCGACACACUCCACGUGAGAUGUAGCCAAUACUGUCCCAUACUAUAAAAGCAGGACGUUUAUCCCCCUGAGUGAUGCACACGUGCUGGUACCUGCGUGGGAUUUUAGUCUCGGCUAUGGUUAUUUCGUUGUAAUGCAGCUAUAAAUGUGUUGUGUUUUGUCACAUAAUCAUGAAGAAAACAUUUCUUGCAGCCUCCACGGACGAGAGGUUUUGAUUGAAGAGAGCUGUGCUUCUGAAUUAUAGUCAGAAAUGUACAAAUACACACAUUAACUUGGUGUCUUUUUCAUGGUAGCUAAAGGAUGAAGGAGGCCCAUCAGAGAGUUGAAGUAAAAUAAAUGGAAUAUAACUUUUCAGCAAACAGUUCGGCUAGAAUGCAAAACGUGUUUUCUGUGAUUACUGUUUCAUCUGCGGAGACUCUCUGGGGACGACUGUGUCUCAAUUGAGUACGGAUUAUUCUGUGAAAUCCAAAUUCCUAAAUUCAUUUUAAGGCAAUCUCUGACCAAAAUGUUGUUUGAUUCAAUAAACAUUUAUUUUUCAAUUCUG
Messenger RNA from Gasterosteus aculeatus aculeatus (three-spined stickleback), 9962 nucleotides. NCBI's taxonomy places the organism in Eukaryota, Metazoa, Chordata, Actinopteri, Perciformes, Gasterosteidae. The record is from RefSeq and is a predicted model, not a curated record.